Messenger RNA from Capsaspora owczarzaki ATCC 30864, 5330 nucleotides. RefSeq lists its product as hypothetical. The record is from RefSeq and is a predicted model, not a curated record. The coding region runs from base 65 to 5233 and encodes 1722 amino acids. Gene Ontology annotation, cellular component: cytoplasm. The transcript has 5 exons. Gene Ontology annotation, molecular function: protein binding. Lineage: Eukaryota; Filasterea; Ministeriida; Capsasporidae.
GCAAGUCGCACUCUUCAUUGUUCCUCAUUGAGAUUUGCGAUUCUGGGCAAAGCAAGAAGACGAAAUGAAUUGGCCACCACGAACGCUGCCUGGCGCGCUGCAUCCCCGCAAUCGCGGCGCCAUCGACUGGGGCUGGCAAUCGCUCGUCGCGUACGGCUGUCAAAGCCUCGUCGUUGCCGUCAAUCCAGCCGAUCAAGAGAUUGUCCAAGUCCUCGAUCGCCAUCGUGCCCCAGUCACUUGCGUGCGAUGGGCGCGCGAAAACUACCUCCAUGACCUGUCGGUUCCGUAUACGCUGAGACUUGCCUCGGGCGAUGACCACGGUCGAAUCUAUGUCUGGAUGGUUGUUGAAGGCAAGCCGUACUUUGAGGGUCAUCAUGGCGCAGCCACGCAGCCACAGCAGCAACCCAGCGGAUCGGCGUUUGCGGCGGCACCGAGCCAGUUUGGCCUACUCCCCUCCGGCGGGCUGCCAGAGCGCGCGUCUUCCGCAGGGCUCGCCACGUCGGCAGCCAGCUUUAGCUCGUCUUCCAACAGCGCGAGCCCUGGCUCGCAAACGUCCUCUGCCGCGCUCGGAAUUGGGCCAGGCCGUGCAGUGGUUGCGCUGGAAUGGCACACGCAAGACCCAAGAUUGCUCUUUGCGCUACACGCUCCGUCUCAUCUGUCCAUGUGGGACACGAGCGCCAGCUACAAACUGUGGGUGAUCAACUUGGGCGAGCCAAUCCACCACUUUAGCCUCGAUCCUUUCAACCACUUGAGCGCAACCUUGGUUGGUCAGCGAUCCAUCAUCUUUUUGGACGAUUUGCGCCCGAAUGCGGCGCCUUCUUCCUCGUUCAAGCGGUUUCAACUGGCUCAAACGCCAGCAUCCACGCCGCCGACGACGGCCGUUCAUGGGACUGGGAGCACAAGUGCACCUCCCACACGGAGCGGCAGCACGGGCUUUGCUAGCGGUGUUUCUGGUGCUGGAUCGGCCUUGCUUUCCUACGUCAUUGCGGCAGCGACAGGCGAAUCGCGACCUUCGAACGCCCAGUCCUCAACGACUGCCGGAGCCGAGUCUUCUUCGACGGCCGGAAUGGCGCAGUGCAUUGACGCCGUCUAUUCUCCCUCAGAGCCCGGUCGUCUCUACAUUGUGUUUGCUCGUGAGGUGAUCAUCCUCGAUGUCGAGACAACGCAGGUGGUUGGAAGCUUUGGGCUGGAGCGAGCCAUGCCUUCCAUCACGGCCCUCAUGCCAUGUGGCUCUACACCCGACGUGCUGUUUGUCGCGCACGAGAACGGCACCCUCAGUUGCCGACUCCGGCGAGGCGGCGUGCGUGAUGUUAUGUUUGAGCUGCGAGCUCAGUCUGACGUGAUUCGUCUCGCACGCUUUGCCAAACCAUACGCGGUCUGCUCCAGUGUUCGCGACGAGAACAAGUUUGCCGUUGCGUAUGGCGACGGGAAAGUCUUCUUGUGGGACUACAGCAUCUUUUUGCAAGCGCCCGCCAAUGUUUCUGCCUGGACGCCUCAGCCGGUAACCCCGUCUGUUCCGGCCACGCCUUCGCCUUUGCUCUCGUCCGCCGCAAAUGAAUCGACUCCUCCUUCCACGCCUGUCCGGGGCUCGCGCAUUCGCAAGCGCUCCAUGGCGGACGGCGACAACCAUUUGCAAACGGUGGCGCGUCAGCCGCUGUCUCCAGGUGUGCGCCCGCCGGAUGUCUCGCUCGCCGCGCACGCCACUCGCUAUGCUGCUCUAACUGCAGCACGCGCCAAUGCAGAUCAAGGGGCUAACACUCCCCAGGCAACCACGACGACGCUGGACAACCUCAUCAACUUGGAUGCCAGCCCUACCGCGAGCGUCCCCAUGUUCUCGAGCGCUGAAAUCGCCUCUUCUCCUGUUCCCCAAUCUCGCCCAGAGACUUCACGGUUUGUGGUGGUUGGCCAGCUAGAUGCGCUUCCUGCGAGCCCUUCUUGUUGCGCACCACUGGGCGUCAAAGAAGAAGGUUUGGCAUGGGCGGCCGUGGGUGAUUCGGAGGGCGUCAUUUCUGUGGUUGACCUCUUGUCAGGUCGCAUGCGUCGCUCGAUUCGUGUUCAUUCUGCGACCGUUCGCGGCAUCGAGUGGUUGAAUGCCAACACUUUGCUCUCCUUUUCGUCGGAAUCGGGUCCGAACGGCACCUGGCGAAACCUGGUCAUGCGGACCGAUCUGGUCAAUGGGCUGAGUACUCCGCUGCGCGCCCGCCCAACCGGCUCUGCUGCCGUUGGUGGUGGUGGUGGUGGUGGUGGCGGCGGUGGUGGUGGCGGCGGCGGCGCGAUUGGUGGCGGGAGCAACGCUGGUGGCAGCAGCAACGGCGCCAAUCCCGAUGCGUCACCUCUUGUCUGCUUGCGUCCAUCGCACCUUCGCCAGUACGUUGCUCUUGUAUUCCGCGACCAGCCAGUUGAGCUGUGGGACUUGUCUACAGGCACCAUUUUGAGGCAUCUGCCCCAGCUCGUGAACGUGACCAGCCUGGAGUGGUCGCCAGUCAGCAAGCAGAAUACCAGUCUGGUCCAUGCUGCUGCUGCAACAUCGACCAGUGCCAUCUCAGCGACUUCGUUCGGCGUCCCCGAUGGAGUUGAUGCCCAGGAGAUGGACUGGACCAUGAUCCCGCCCGCGGACUCGAGCUCUCCCGUUUCCCACGACAGCGGUCACCACAAAUCCAAGCGAGACACGCAUGCCAUCGAAGAGAAAUUUGUGCUGACGCAAUCAGACGGCGGCCUGCGCGACUUUUCCGCCGUCCAAGCGGUUGUCAAAGAGCGCGAUGAGUUGCCCCACGACAUGGGUCUGAGCGCCGUUUCGGCUGUUGCGUGGAAGGGAAACACCCUUGCCACAGGCGACACGAACGGCAACCUGACCAUCUGGGAUGUCAAGAUGCGCACACACAAAACGGUGCAGACCCAAAACGGUCGCAUUCGUCGGCUCAAGUUUUCGCCAGGCGAAGGCAACGUCUUGCUGAUGGUGCUUUAUGCGAACGACACUGUGGACGUGUGGCUUGGCAUUGAAAGACUGAGCCUAUGGCGACUGCAACCGCUCAAUGCCAGCGGCGCCUCAUCCAACUCUGGGAGCUCGGUUUCGUCCGGAAACGCGGGACUCGGAUCCGGUGGCUCGAGCGGCGGACUGUCGCUCAACCCAUUUGGAUUGGCUGCCGGCGGUGGCGGCAGCAGCGGUGGCAACAGCAGCGGCAACAGCAGCAGCGGCGGCAGUGGUAGUGGCAACAACAGCAGCAGCGGCAGCUCUGGUGGCAGUGGAGGCAUGACUGGAGGCAGCGGAGGUCUCGUCGGCGGUAGCAGUGGUGGUGGCGGCUCUGGCGGCUCUGGCGGCUCUGUUGGCGGCGGUUACGCCAUGCCGUUGCGUCUGGUUGAUGUCGACUGGGUGACGACUGAUCGACUCGCAGUCCUCUGCUCGGACGGGUGUCUUCGAAUGUUCGAGCGUUCCAUGCGUCGCAGCAUUUCGUCAAUGACUGCGUAUCUACCACAACCGUGCAUGGCGCUCCCUCAAGCCAUGCCUCCAGCUGUGGGGCUGAGUUUAAAGUCGCUGUUGCAGCACCAACGUUGGACGGGCGAGUCGUACUCGCUGCGACCAUCCGUGCUCGAAGCCGAGGCGUUCAGCAGCAGGCCACCGCACGUGUCGGGUCACACGCAGCCGACCUAUUCGUCGGGAAUGCUGCCUGAAGGACCUUUGGUCCCCUUCGAGGCGCUCAACAGCUUCAGCAAGGACGGCUCGUCCGAAGUUCGCCACGCCCUUGCCACCGCAACAGCUGCCGACCACGAAACCCGCACCCAUUCAUCCCAUAUCGCCCCCUUUUCCGAUGCAGGCUCCAUGGCCGCCCAUAUCGCUCACACCCAAGCUGUGCUUCGGCACGUAGCUGCACUUCCUCCUGCGUUGACGUCGCAACUGUACAGCACCCAGGGAGUUGCAGAGCGGUGCCUGCAGCUUGCCCAGUACUUUGGCGAUGAGUCCGACACGACGUUCUGGACGGUGGCCAAGCACUACCUGGACAAGGAGGUCGCACGCAUUGCGGGCCAGCAAACCUCGGCUCGUCCGCGCGCGUCGUCUAUGUCGAUGCCGGUCAUUGAUACGAGUGGUAUCGAGUUUGGCUCGCCCUCCAAAUCCACGAGCCAUCAUCCUCAUCAUCAUCCUGUCGCUUUGAGCGGAAGUCCCUUGGCAGGCCGGUCACAGCAAGCGAGCAGUGGCGGCGCCAGGCAGGACCCAGUGUCCACGUUGGACAACGGGACAAAUCUCGAGCCGACUACAUCUCGAGGCUCCUUCCGCGACCAUUCUCCUUCGCCUCUUUCCUUGGCGGCCAAUCAGGUUCGCGGCAACGUCCUUGACAGGCCCGAGGGUCUCCACGCUCGUCCUGGUGUUGGUGUGGCAACUGUGGGGCUUGUUGGCGCUGGUGCGGCCGAGAAUGGCAGCACAGCUCAUCGCCUUCCACAACGAGGUGCAGCAGUUGGCGACAACGGCAACGCUCAUGUGCUGCCACUUCCUGCGCGCUUUGAAUUUUUGUGCGAGCCCAAAGAGUUCCGCGAGCGGCAGCUCGAUCGCGCAGCACUCCACCGCAAUCACCGCAAGACGUCGGCCGAAACCAGCAACCGAUCUGCGUCCGAGCACAUUAUGCUGGGUGAGCACGGUCGAGCCAUCGAUUUGCUGCUCGAGUCAGCUGGCGACGGCUCUCAAAGCUACCGCGCGGAUGCGCUCAAAGCCUGCCUCGUUGCGGCUGUUGUCUCCCCCGACAAGUUCCGCAACACCAUCAAACUUGUGGCGACCAAUCUCAUCGCUCGCGGUGAAAUUGAUGAGGGAGUCCAGCUGUUGUGUCUUAUUGGCGCUGCACUCGACGCGUGCCGGUAUCUCCAAACCAACAAUAUGUGGCGCCGCGCCGCUUGGCUGGCGAAGAGUGUCCUCCCCGAAAAUGAUCAGCUCGAAGUGAUGCAGCGAUGGUCUGACGAGCUCCUUGCUUCCGAGCAGCGGCUCCAAGCAGUGCUUGUCUUCCUGUCUCUCAGACUCUUCCGAAAGGCCAUCAAUCUGCUGCUCGCGACGAGAUACACGAGUUCAGCCAUGCUCCUCGUCGAAGCCUGCGUGGAAAAGGGCAUUCUCAACCCACUCGUAGAUGCUGCCGACGCGGAGCUCGAGCAGUUGACCAUGCAGGCAUAUUCGCGCUAUCUCCAUGGCAUCGGUCUGACCACCGCCGCGUCGUAUUAUGCCGAUCGUGGUGCCAACGCUCAAUCCACCGCCUGAUCGUGAUGAUGAUGAUGAUGAUGACCGUGUUCGUUCUUGAUCUGUCAUUGCACACUGUAUGCAACGUUUCGUCAUUCGCGUUCAAUUUCGUAAUCCC